AUGUAUGGAUCUACCGGCUACGCCUGCCUGCCGAAAUUUUGCAACAUCCUUAGAAUAUUGAGCGCAAUAUCUCACGCGCAAGAGAUCGAGCAAGCCGAAUACCACUCACCUCACCUUCUCGUUGGGGCUCCCCGUCACCCUACACCGGUUUUAACCGGGGUAGAGUGCGGAAGAGUGAGUGGCACUAAGACUGGAACUGAUGGUGACGACCUCAGCGAAAUUGAAAUAAAUAAUAUGGUUAUGGAACGUAAAAAGAACACAGUUUACGGUGCAGGGGAGGGAGACCCCAGUACCGGCGCAGUAGAGGGUUGUCAAGCGGGCCCCGCUGCGUCGACAUCGUGCAACCGCGGCCGUCCGGGGGUGGACCGCCAGGCCCUUGGACGUGCCUCUGCGUCUGGUGAUGAGGAAGGGAGUGUGAAUAAUAGGAGCACAUCCGUAGAUUCUAACGUGUCACGUACCGAAGUGAGCGAGUCUGAAUACGUUUGGAACAAGCUGCCGUUGGAGCGUAGAAGGGAGAGCUCCGAUGAUGAAAGGUCGUCGCUUGGUUCUUCCUCGUUGGCAGGGUUGAAGAAGCGCCCGAUUCGAAGGAUUGCCGCAUUGGACGACGAUAGCACGGAUAGUAAUGCGGAUUUUGUAACCGUGUCAGCUCCUAAGAAGAGGAAAAGAAAUACUGUCCAAUCGUUCGAGUCGGAUAUGGAGGAAGCAAUGUUCGGCCAGGCAACCACAGAACUCGACGCGAAGAUAAUACGCGCAAUAGAGGAAGUGGAGCGGAUUGUCAUCUACAAGAACUUAAAGUGGAUGUAUGUCAAGCGAUUAAUAAUUGCGUCCCGUAAGAUUCGGACAGCCAGCGCUAUAAUUCGGGAGCGAGUAAUCGCCACCUGCGAAAAUACGACGCCGACCAAUCCUCUUCGCUACCAUCGCCAUUCACAUGGCGACGACAGGUGGGCGAAAAAGGAGGGAGAAGAGUACCCUGAGGCGAUUCCACGCACGUGGAAGAGGCUGUGCCAAUUCGAGAGCAAGGAGGGCCGCCUCCAAGAGACGGUGAUGCGGCUGACGCGGGGAACAGAGAAGAAAAAAAGCAAAGAUAAAAAAGAGAGGGCGGAGGACCCGACAGUGACAGAACUCGAGGAUCUGUUCCGCCGUAUGAAUAUCGAAAUGCGGCGUUGGCUGCUGCCGUCGCAGUCGUCGUCGCUAACUAAAGACAAGGGAGUGGUAUCCUCAGGUACGAGCGCCCUCCCCGCUGCGAAAUCCACGAGGUUGCGAUCGAUCAUCGAGUCUUCGGAAAGCGAGGUGGACGACUUCACCAACAUCGUCGAUUCUAAAGUGGGCAGAAGAAGAGACAGAAAAAAUGAAAAGCACUCGAAAUCCGCGAAGGGAGCAGGGAAUUCCAGCGGUGGAGAAAGAAUAGGAAAAGAAAAGAAAAGGACAAGAAAUAGAGGUGACGGAAGUAAGAAGAAGAACAAAGGUGGAGGUUCGAAGGAAUCGGACGGGAGGGACGAGGGGGCGGGUGCAAGCACGCGCAGAAAUAUUAUGCCUAACCUCCCCCAACCCCCACGGUGCGCCGCGGUAGCGCUGCAGGAUUCGGUCUCCACUUACGCGGAAACGAGAUCGAGAGUUCCGAGGAAGAUCAGGCUGUCCGAUUUGAGAAUCGCCGAUGUUCUACCCAAGAGAGAGUUCACGGAUGUCAUGACUUUGGGGACCAAUGGUGAGACGGCGAAGUUAAAGCUGACACGGCUCGAUAUCUCGACCACCCUAGAGGAGGUGGCAGCGGCCGUCGCUGAAGCGGGCGGCGGUUGUCACGCCGGCGAGGUCAACGUAGGCAAGCUCCGAAUCACCUCGUGUGGUCUUGGCUCGGUGUGGCUCCGCUGCCCUUUGACGACGGCGAGGAAGAUCUGCAGCGGCGACGAUGGCAAAGGAAUACUGCAGGUGGGAUGGUCGAGGGCGAGGGUUCACCUACUCUCGGGGCGCAAACUCCAGUGCUUCAAAUGUCUGGAGACUGGUCACGUGAGGCAGAAUUGCGAGUCGACGAUCGAUCGGUCCGAUCUAUGUUACAAGUGCGAUAUUGAUAGAUGCAGUGGAAAGUAUCUGCAGCCUAAAAAGAUGAAUACUCUGGUUUCAAAAAAGGACUCGAAGAUAGCUAAAAUUGAAGGAAUGAUGGACGGAUAUGCUACGUCACUGACUGAAUGGACUAACAAGCCAAGGAGAAGAAAGAUAACGAGUGGUAGAACGGACAAGAGACGGGACAAGAUUAAAAUCUUACAAAUAAACUUAAAUUGCUGUAAACUGGCACAAGAUUUGAUGUACCAGUACGCCUACAAGAUCCGAUCCGAUGUGGUUAUCAUCUCAGAACCGAAUAAGCAACAAACGUACUGGCAUAACAAUACUAAGGGCAAUGUGUCCAUUUGGGUCAUGCGCUUUAGCGGUGCUCAUCCCAAUGAUAGGACAACAAUGCAAGACGAAGGCAUUGUCACAGGGAUCAGCGGACCACUGCGAAUCUUUGUUACUACGAAGCCCUGCAGCAACUUUCAACGUUCUACUACGGUGAAACUAGACGAGAAGACUACGGUCAGCGCAGAGCAAGCCUACGAACAGGAUUUGGAAUCUAGAGCCAAUCAGAGAGGAAACACCCCAGAGGAUCCUCAACGGCCAUAG
Bombus terrestris (buff-tailed bumblebee) is the source of this 2652-nucleotide messenger RNA. RefSeq lists its product as uncharacterized. Gene Ontology annotation, molecular function: zinc ion binding; nucleic acid binding. The record is from RefSeq and is a predicted model, not a curated record. Lineage: Eukaryota; Metazoa; Arthropoda; Insecta; Hymenoptera; Apidae. The coding region runs from base 1 to 2652 and encodes 883 amino acids. The transcript has 5 exons.